Pyricularia pennisetigena is the source of this 3030-nucleotide messenger RNA. RefSeq lists its product as uncharacterized. The coding region runs from base 1 to 3030 and encodes 1009 amino acids. The record is from RefSeq and is a predicted model, not a curated record. Gene Ontology annotation, cellular component: SIN/MEN two-component GAP complex; mitotic spindle pole body. Gene Ontology annotation, biological process: regulation of Ras protein signal transduction; mitotic spindle orientation checkpoint signaling. NCBI's taxonomy places the organism in Eukaryota, Fungi, Ascomycota, Sordariomycetes, Magnaporthales, Pyriculariaceae. The transcript has 2 exons. Gene Ontology annotation, molecular function: GTPase activator activity.
AUGACGGCGUGGACACAACCUGUCGCCAUGGACACCCUUCGAUUGAAACCGCGCCAGCCGGUCGUCGACGAUAUCGAAAACUGGGACGACGAUGAUUUUCUAAUAGACGACGACAUCACCUUCCGUAGCAGCGGCUCCAAUGUAACUGGCCAACUCACCCGACGUGGAUCCCACUCUUCGUUUCGAUCCGAGCGCGAAUCUAUCCAGGGCGAGGAGCAAUGCCUGCAACUCCCUGAUGUAGAUGACGAAAAGUCAACAUUAGAUGCGAUUGCUGCCGCUGCAUCAGCCGGAAUUCCGCUACCUAGUAACAUUACCCCUUCGGCGUUGAUGGGAGGCACCAUCAAGAGACUUGGAGGCCGAAAAAUCAAGAAAAUCAUUCAAGAGGACUGGGAGGAGGAUCUGGAACUUCCCGAACCCGGACGUGCACUGCGAAUCAAGCCGCAAGACAGCUCCCGAUUUCCAGAGUCUCUACGCCAAAUCAGCAGCUCAACGACGACCAGCCCCGUAAAGCCGACCAAGCCAGCACUGGUCACUCCAGAGCAGAAGGGGCGCCAGUCGAGCGCCGCUUCGAGCAAUAUUAAUCUCGACAAAUACAAGGACAACGAUGACGACGACGACUUUUUUGGUGAUGGAGCUGAUACCAUCAAGGUGUCAAAGACCCGCCAGGUGCUCAAGCCGGUUUCACUGAUAACACCACCCACGCCGAGCAAGAACGAAGGCGAUGAUGAUUUCGAAGCGGACUUGGAGCUGCCCUCUGACGGCAAGCUCAAGCUGUCUACCCGCAAGGAUAUCCCAAAGACCCCGUCCCUGAACACCCUGGAGGACUUUGACUGGGGUGAGGGUAGCCUUGGGACGAGGUUUGGUGGCACUAGGCGCGAUGGUCGCUCGGCUCGGAGCUCGUCUGUUUCGGCGAUGAGCCCCAGCAUUGCAAGCUCUUUGACCGCCGAAAGCGAGGACGAGGCCAUGGAUGGUUUGGUCUUGCCAGAGGGACCAGUAGACUUUACCGAGAGGCUUCAGAAGCGACGGCCAAGUCCAUCACCGGAACGGCAGCCUAUUCAGGCACCUCAGCUUGUACAGAAGCCUCCACCGCUCAAGGCUGCCCUACCAACGCCUACUUCAAGAGCCGAGCCCGAGAAAGAGGAUUUCUUGAGUGGCCUGGACAUUGGAAACGGUGAGGUGUUUGACUCUAGCAAGCUUACUCUUCACCGCAAUGUCAAGGUCAAGGACACCAGGACAGGUAGUCCGAGUCGACCAAAGACUGCAGCUUCCAUUACUUUCACCAACAAAUCUAGCGGCGCUGUGUCUCGUCUGCCUCGUCCCAUGGGAGGUCAUGAGAGAACACAUACUUCGUCCUCAUUGGAACCCGUCUCGGAAAGCGGGGGCCCAAUACCUCAUCCCCGCAGAUCACAGUCAAGGCUGGGCCAUUCUUCCCAGUCUUCAGUCACCAGCCUGCCUACUCCAACCACUCCCUCAUCUACUCAUUCCGUGCUCCCUGCCACACCGCGGCGGCGAGAGAUAGGUCACAAAACCUCGAACACAUCAUUGCACAAUGAGCCUACAACGACAAACGCCCAACUCUUGCGACUCAAGCGGUCUCUGCCAGUAAUGAGGGCUCCGAUCUCGCCUGCACGUCCUCCUACGCGUGGCGGGUAUGAACGCCCACCAUCUCGGAGCGACACGCAAUCGCGACCAUCCUCGUCCCACAUGAGACCCAAGACGCCAGUGGAGCGAACCAGAGCCGGACAGGAGAGUGCAGCAGCGCAGGCACGAAGGCACCCCGUUCCUUUCUUCGCUGGAGGUGCAUCAAACUCGCAGUCGCAUCACGUGAUGAGCAAAACCUCGCGUACCUUUCGCCGCCAUGAUUCCGAUACAGGCAUGGACCUGAGGCCAUCUUCACGUGCCGUGUCGAGAUCAACGAUGCGGUCGCCUAGUCCGAGCAAGAGGUCCCGUGUAGAAAGGCUUGCGCAAGAGAGCAUGAUGCCGGUGAAGCCUCGACGUCAAAGACACUUCGGGGAUGGAAACGAACUGGACGGGUUUGACGAUCUCGCAACUUCUGCCCAGGCCGAGGCGAAAUGGAUCAAGCAGCCAGCAAGUGGAGCCAAGGCUCACUUGAGAAAUAAGAUGUAUCAAAACGUCCACCCGGACCGGAACACACCCUCCCCUGCGUUAUCAAACGCCACUGCACCUUAUUCGCCGGCAAGAUCCGAUUACACUCCUCGUUUCGCCAGGGACACCGCAGCAAGUAGGAUAGCCCGAGAGACAUCUCUCGCUCAACGAGCACCAUCAAACGGACCCUUGGCUCCCCUUACAAGCCAACGCGUUGCUCAGCUUACGACACGGAACAAUUUCAACAAUGCACACUCACAAGCGACGGUUCGCUCAAAGAAGACGGCCAAGAGGCCACCCCAGUUGAAACCCUUCCUGAUUUCUAACCUCACCACUACGCGAGAAACAAAGACUGUCAAAGGAAUGGUAUACAACCCUGAAACGUAUCGCUGGGAGGGCAAUGACAAUGCACUUGGGGCCUUUGAUGCCCCCGCAUCUUCGCCCUCGACGGCAUCGAUUCCUAACUUCACGAGGGAACGAGAAAAUGCAACACCACGCCCAGCGCUCAUCACACCCAUUGGCGCGACAAAGGGUGUCCAGGUCGUCGGUGGCAUGGUUUUCGACCCUCAAAACAUGUGCUGGCUCAAAGUAGGAUCGCACACCACCGCGGGUAGUGAAGCUGAUCCAAUGGACGGUUUCAACGCCCUCGACGACGAGGAUGACGUGUUCAAAGAUAUCCCCGAUUUGGAGGACACGUCGGCUAAAGCACACGAUGGCGCAAACGUCGGUGGUCGCAUGAGCGACAUCAAGGACGAUUGGAUGGUCGGCGAAGAGUUUGAUGUCGGGCCGGAGUUUGUCCGUCGGCAACGGGAAGAAGAGGCCAAGUGGAAAAAGAAGUGCGAGCAAUGGCUCAGCCCUCAGCCGCGCGAUCGUGAAGCUUGGCGUUGGACCAUCAGAGAGAUCGUCCUUGGCAUUCAACAAUAA